Molecule: messenger RNA, 7389 nt
Organism: Plutella xylostella (diamondback moth)
Lineage: Eukaryota; Metazoa; Arthropoda; Insecta; Lepidoptera; Plutellidae
Gene: dnc
Product: phosphodiesterase dunce
Biological process (GO): signal transduction
Molecular function (GO): 3',5'-cyclic-nucleotide phosphodiesterase activity
Source: RefSeq, a predicted model, not a curated record
AUCAAAAAUAUAAAAUCAGUCUAUCACGUAGUUAAAUUGAUAAAAUCCUAUUAUCUUAUCAACAAUUCAGUAAUUUAUGAUCUCAGCUUGUUAAUUAAGGUUAAUGAUAUCUUUAUCUUUCUAGAUCAAGGAUACUCAGUAUUUCGAACUUUGUUAGGUACAACCUACACUAUGCAGAGAUACUUAAUCAUAGAAUUGAUCAUUUGCCAUGUUGAUGUACCUAUUUUGUGUAUCACGUUUUCAAUAUUUUAUUGUGUCAUAGUGAUGAACGUUUAAGGCGAUAUGUUUACCUACUAUUACUUAAAGUAUAUUUACGAUUAUUAUAUAUAGCUGUUGUUUAUCCAAAUAAAUAAAUUACGAUUAACACGAAUGAUACUUAUGUAAGUAAAACCUGUUCUUCUGCUGAUGUAUUCCACAACCUACCAAUAAAUACCCAAGAUAAUAAUCCAGGGGAAUACAAUAGCGGAUCACAAUAACUUGAAUUAAAAUAUCAUGUCAAAGCGUACACAAGGCGCUUUUUUCCAUCCCCAUCGUCAGCGUACAUUGACCCCGCCACCUAAUAGUUUCAAUAUUCGUCUCAAGUGUGGCGUGGGUGUAGAAUCUAAGCUACAGUUUUCGGGUUCAAUGCUCUUGGCUGGGGCACUCUCAUGGAAAAUCUACUUGGAUUGACAGAUUGCUACGUGCCCAAAUAGCCAUAACAUUACCGAAAAUACUGUCUUUUGUUUUUACGUUAACAAGUCAAACUCACCGCAUUAGGCACGCGUUAAGUGUAAAAACAAAAUAAAAUACUAUUAGCAUUUACAUUUUGAAUAUCUACCACUUACAUUAUAAGGUUAAACCCGGUUUAACAAGUAAAUCUUUAACUUUAUAAAGCUAGUUGCUUAAAUAUGCUCUGAAGUCUAUCGCCAGCUUGACAAACCUAAUAAACAGAACUGUCCGAUUAAUUUACCAACAUUAACAGCAUUAGCCCACACAAAGCGCUCUGAUGGACGCCGUCCAUUAUACAUAGUGCAAUCUGGCCCUAACUAUGUUGUGUAAUUGCAUCUACGUGCAAUCCGACGUAAUUAUGUUUAGCGACAAGCGUAAUAAUAUGGUGGGAGACCUGGCUAUUAGCUCAAGGCGAAGGCUAUUGUCACCGCCUGAGCCUCGCUACAGAACGGCCAUUACCCACAGAAUACCCGUCUCCACCGCCACAGCCUACAGAACAAAAAGGAACAACUUAUCAAGAGAAUAUUUAAGUGCCAUUAUUGGAAAAUUAUAAUGAGAAUGUCGAUGCGAUGUUUGCGUGAAGCCGAGGCUAAUUGGGAUGGUUAGUUGUAGAGUGGAAAAUGUGUCUUUUGAACAUGUUUGUGAGGUUAAACAUGAUGGAUAGAGUUGAUGUGUUAUGAUUGGUUGAGUGGUGGUCCGUAUGGUGUUGCGGUGCACAUCUGGCGCGGUGUUAUCGGUCAAGUUCGCGCGCUCCUGACCCCGCGCGCCGCCGCCGCCGCCGCCGCCGCCGCCGCUCCGCCCGCCUCUCGACUCUGCACAAUCUCGAGCUCGCCGACAAGCCUCCGUCAACGACUGGCUAAUCGAUACCAACUUUCAGUUCCACUUUAUCCUUCUACAAGUCGAGCGAGCGCACCUAGAUUAUUCAGCAUAAAGUUUCGUACCUCAGCCCGGCUCGAGCGCUCUUAACCCGAAUCUAUCAAAUUGAAAUCAAAGUCUUUGCCGAUUCCCGGCAAGCUUCAUCGGGCACGGAACUUUACCUGACCUACAAAGCGACGCACUUUUCGUGUGCGAGGCAAAGUGAGCCUUGGGGAAAGAGCUAGAGAGUCUAGUUCCGGUCGGUGACUGGGGGGAGUUACGUGUCGGCGGCGGGGGCUGCGUGCGGCGCGGUACGCAUGCGGCUCGCCCCGCGACCCGGCAACAUGGCCGCCAACAUGGCCGCCGCGCGCCUGCAGCUGCACCGCCGGCAGUGCCACGCGCCGCCAGCCGAGCCCUCCACGCGGCCCGCUGCCGCCACACUCGACAUCCGCCACCACCGAAGGUCCGGGACCAAUCGCGCGUGCAACAAGUGAUGUUGACGUCGAACGAAAACGCAGGCCCGGCUCCGCGCGCCGACUGAUGUGAACGAGGGAGGACUAUAAAUAUAGAAGUGGCCUUUAGGUGCAGCGGCGCGGGUGAGUCGCGCGGCGAGUGACGUCGCCCCCGCCCGGCCGCCCCGCCCGCGCCGCCGGUACACGCGACGCGCCAUAAACAAUCACCGGCGCUGCGUGGAGCGUGGAGCUCAUUCAUCCGCCACCGAACAGCACCGAGGCGCGGUUGUGUAGUGAUAGUGACGCUCGAUUAACUCUGUAACUCGCAUAAAACAUUGGAACGUUAUCGCCGGUGGUGUGAAUAUCGCGCGUGUAUAGUAAAUAACAAUGUCAGUGUGUGUCGGCGGGUGGUCGCGGGGUUGUGGUGGUCCGGCGGCGGGCGGCACGCGGCGGGUGAUGCAGUGAGGCAUGCUGACGGCGCUGUGGGCGGCGUGGCGGCUGGCGCGCGCGCUGGGGCUGGCGCGCGGCCCCGCGGAGGAGGCGCCGCAGCCCCCGCGCUCCGCCCGCGCCGGCUCCGACCUCAGCACGCUCAGCACCGCCAGCUCCAGCCGCACCAGCAGCGGCGACGCCAACCACAAGAGAUGGAGCGAGCCGCGCCGGUGGAGCGCCCGAGGCGCGCGGCGACCGCUGCGCCGCCCCCCGCCCGCGGCCAGGAGAAGAACUACUGGCAGCUUCGAUGUGGAGAAUGGCGGGGCGGCCGGCGCGGCGGGCGCGCGCUCCCCGCUGGACGGGGGCUCCCCCUCGGCCGCGCUGGUGCUGCAGGCCAUGCCGCAGCGCCGCGAGAGCUUCCUCUACAGAUCUGACUCCGACUUCGAGAUGUCGCCCAAGUCGAUGUCAAGAAACAGCUCCAUCGCCAGUGAAAGAUUCAAGGACACGGAGGCUGCUCAGUUGGACCGAGCCCACGGCGAGGACCUGAUCGUGACGCCGUUCGCGCAGGUGCUGGCGAGCCUGCGCAGCGUGCGCAACAACUUCCUGUGCCUCACCAACGUGCCCGUCGGGAAAUCGAGAAGAUCGUCCGGGGCGGCCUCGGCGGUCACUCCGCAACCAAAGAACCUGAAUCCAGGAGACGAGGCGUACAUGAAGCUGGCGUUGGAGACGGUGGAGGAGCUGGACUGGUGCCUCGACCAGCUCGAGACCAUCCAGACGCACCGCUCUGUGUCCGACAUGGCCUCGCUUAAGUUCAAGCGGAUGCUGAACAAGGAGUUGAGCCACUUCUCCGAGUCGAGCAAGUCCGGCAACCAGAUCUCCGAGUACAUCUGCUCCACAUUCUUGGACAAACAACAGGAGCUGGAUAUCCCCUCGCUGCAGGUGGAGGAGGGCACCGAGAGGGCCAAGAAGAAGGACAAGCCGCGCUAUGGCGGCCCGAGCGGGACCAUGUCGCAGGUCAGUAUAUCUGGCGUGAAGCGCGCGCUGACUCACACGAACAGCUUCACGGGCGAGCGCGUGCCGCGGCACGGCGUGGAGACCCCGCACGAGGAGGAGCUGGGCCGCCUGCUGGGCGACCUGGACCGCUGGGGCGUGGACAUCUUCCGCGUGGGCGAGCUGUCCGCCGGCCGCCCGCUCACCGCCGUCGCCUACGCCGCCUUCACUUCCCGCGAGCUGCUGGCGACUUUACAAGUCCCUCCCCGCACUUUCCUUGCUUUCGCCGUGACGCUGGAGGAGCACUACUGCCGCGACAACCCCUUCCACAACUCGCUGCACGCGGCUGACGUCACGCAGUCCACCAACGUGCUGCUGAACACGCCCGCGCUGGACGCCGUGUUCACUCCUAUUGAAGUCACAGCGGCGCUGUUUGCCGCCUGUGUGCACGACGUGGACCACCCCGGCCUCACCAACCAGUUCCUCGUCAACUCCAGUUCCGAGCUCGCGCUUAUGUACAACGACGAGUCUGUGCUAGAGAACCACCACCUGGCCGUGGCCUUCAAGCUGUUACAGAACGACGGCUGCGACAUAUUCGUCAACCUGCACAAGAAGCAGCGACAGACGCUGCGCAAGAUGGUGAUUGAUAUGGUUCUCUCGACCGAUAUGUCCAAGCACAUGAGUCUGCUGGCGGACCUCAAGACCAUGGUGGAGACGAAGAAGGUGGCCGGCAGCGGAGUCCUACUGCUCGACAAUUACACGGACAGGAUACAAGUGCUGGAGAAUCUAGUUCACUGCGCAGACUUGAGCAACCCGACCAAGCCGCUGCCUCUGUACAAACGCUGGGUUGCCCUACUCAUGGAAGAAUUCUUCCAGCAAGGAGACAAGGAAAGAGAGCAAGGCAUGGACAUAAGCCCCAUGUGCGACCGGCACAACGCGACGAUUGAAAAAUCUCAGGUCGGGUUCAUAGACUACAUCGUGCACCCGCUGUGGGAGACGUGGGCCGACCUGGUGCAUCCCGACGCGCAGGAUAUAUUGGACACACUGGAGGAGAAUCGUGAUUACUACCAGAGCAUGAUCCCGCCCUCGCCGCCGCCCGCCCCCGCCCAGGGCGCCGACGACGACCGCCCAGAACAAAUACGCUUCCAAGUAACGCUAGAGGAGGGCGAGGGUUCGGAGGAUUGCGAAGGGGAAGGCGAUGGCGGGAUGUGACGGAAACUACUGGGAAUCUACAAGAAACUCUCAGAGAAGAUGCAGGUAUGGUGGAGGCUCUGGCAGUAGCCCCGCCGCCCCUUGCGUACUGGAGCUCUCAGAUACAAUGUGUUGUUGACGCUUAACUCGAAAUGGGACGGUCCACGGCCGCAUCGUAACAUUUCGACCAUAUUUAUUUGUAUGUGAUUAUUAUGCAAUGUUGUUUAGAAUUUACCUAACGACUAAAUAAUAUGUCCCUCCAAUGAUUGUGUAACGUUCGAUUGUCUAGUGUUUUUGUAUUUUAGUGUUUCGUUUUUAUCUAACCAAAGAUGUGAAAUAAUUGAUUGAUUGUUAAGUUGAGAAAAAUUGAAAUAUCCCUGUAAUUAGAUAGUUUUCGGUUCGUACAAAGUUAAAUGAUAAUGUGUAAGUAGAUAUAAUGGUUCGGCCCGCGGUAAGCGGCCGGUUAAUUUAGGACAUUGAAAACGCUUAUUAAUUGGUAUGAAAGGGUAAUUUAUAUUGUCAUAUCAUCCACGUUUCUCAUAUAUUUAAUACGGGUUUGCGAUAAUGAUGUUAUUCACCACUAUAUUAUAUUAACAUUUAGGUAUUCCUUAAUAUAGAGCUACUUUAAGGUACAUUUUUAAAAUUGCCUUUCAGAGUUGUUGUUGUGUCUUUUUCUGAAUAUGAGAUGUAUCGGCCUCGCGCCGCGAGUAGCUUUACUGACGGUAAACCUGAGCACCUCAUUUCUUACAAGGGUCGCUGGCGAUCCCGUUAUUUUUCUCUUUAGCAUAAUGUAUUAUUUUUAUAAAUUGUUUUUAAACUAGUUCCCCAAGUUAGUGAUAAUUAUUUUGCUUUAAAAGAAACGCAACUAAUAUUGGCUUGGAGUGUUUUGAGGAAGUAUUACUAACCGAGUUGUUACUGUGUGAAGUGCCGGGAGUUGCAAUAGUACGGUAGUGACGCACAAGGCGCUAGGGGCGCUUCAUCUCUCUCAUUAUACGUAUCUGUACAAUCUCAGGCCGACGGGCGCUGGGAAGCUCUCACCUUCACCACUAAGUCGUCGAUAGCUAAGAGAUCCGUACGGAAAUAUAGUUUCGUUUCGGCUCACUAGUGUCAAUCUGAUCUCAGGUAGACCCCCAGUAUUGUAGAAUUUAAUGUGCCUAUAAUAUCGUCUGUUGGAUCAGUAAAUUUUCACGACUAUACUGUACUGAUACGCUCAUUUUGUGAACAUUUACGUAAUGGGAUGAUGGAAUACUUAAAUUACCUAUUGUUAUUAUAGUUUUCAUGUUCGAUUUUAUCACUUUUACGAGCUGGUCUCUUAUUGAAUGUACUCAUUGUUUACAAGUUUGUAAUGUUUCUGUUUGUGUUGGUCGCCGCGCUCGCUCCGGGAUCUGUCGUGAGAUCGAGUCGCCAAGUCGUUCGCCACUCAUUCGUUCGGCCCCCACUUGGAUUCACUGGAUUUACUCUCAACUACAAAUGAAUAAUUCCCCCUUUUUGAUCCACUAAUUUUUGCUAGUUAUUUUUUUCAAUUACGCCGAUCUAUGGCGAUACUGUGGUCGAAAGAGUUGUGAAAAUAUUACCAAGUGGUGUAAAGUGGAUCAGUUGGAUCCAAGUGGGCCCCGGACAUUCAUCGGCAUCGAGAAUGAAGGUCCAAUGUACAUUAUUUUCGUAGGUAAUUUAAGAUUUGUACCGGCAGACUAGAGUGACGACCCGUAUGCAUAAUGCCGAUGAUGUCUUCAAAACGUCUGAUUUUGAAACUACAUAGAUUAGGAUUUGAUAUGUCCCCGGUGACAUGACACACCUAAAACGCUUAAAACUACUUGUGUGUUAAAUUAAAAAUAGUAAAAAAAUACGCUUAGACAUAAUAAUAUUUUUUUGUUUUAUAAUUGUAUUGUAUUUGUAACGAAAUUGUGUUAAAAAUGUACGUAGAUCUGUGUUUAACGUGCCCAAUCUUACGUAGUUCAUGUCACAAGAAUUGUGGACUCUGCAGCUUUUAAAUACACUGAUUAAUAAAAUAGUCAAGUAUCUGUAUCUGAGCGUAUAUGCCGUUCAAGUAUUACCGUUUAGUUACUUCUUAGUCGGACUGUACCUUUAAUAAAAUCUUAACAGUUGACCACUUCAAUUUGCGAUCUCAGUAAUGCAGUUUGCUAUCAAAGUAAGCGUGAAUGAAGAUAUCAAUCUCUAUUUACGGAUGAAUUUAGACGUUAUUGAAUGCAUGCAGUAGUCUUGCAUUGGAACUGAUUAUCACAAAUUGAAGUGAUCAAAUGUGUCGUUGUCGUGCAGACAUGAUGCAAAAUAGCAGUAAAAUUGCAUCGCAGUCUCAACUGUUAUAUUAAUCUUUCUAUCAAAUAUAAUAUACAAGUGUAAUGUAUUAUAUUAACAUAAUAUUAUGUGUCAUGCCUGCACUAGCCACGUGCUAUCUGAUCGCAUUGCCAAACCCAACGUAGAUAACCUGUAUUUGGGAAACCUUUUAUUAACAAGUUGACUCUCGAUGUUUAAAAUACCUAUUAAAUAGUAAAUUGUCUAAUUUAUAAUAAUGUAAGUACGAUUGUCUGAUAAUGGGAACUAUCGUUAAGAUUGGACGAUACUACCUACUUAUAGUGAAUUUUAUUAACACCGAAUAUAAAAAAGUGUGCAAAUGCUGGACAUUUGCAUAACAUUAUUUAUGUUUAAAUUAAAAGGAUUAGCUUGUAAUAGUUAAAAUGAAUAUUUGAGUUGAACUACAGAAUAUUAAUGUAUUUAGAAUAAAAAGAUAUGGGAGGAAACUCAA